This is a messenger RNA of Penicillium verhagenii, 801 nucleotides long. RefSeq names its product 6-phosphogluconolactonase. Gene Ontology annotation, molecular function: 6-phosphogluconolactonase activity. Lineage: Eukaryota; Fungi; Ascomycota; Eurotiomycetes; Eurotiales; Aspergillaceae. The record is from RefSeq and is a predicted model, not a curated record. The transcript has a single exon. Gene Ontology annotation, biological process: pentose-phosphate shunt; carbohydrate metabolic process. Bases 1 to 801 code for a protein of 266 amino acids.
AUGGCGACCGGACAACCCAACCUCUACAGCUUCCCCAGCACAAGUACGCUAGCCGAGCAAUUACGCCCGUACGUACUCUCCAGCCAGAAUGCCGCCCUAGCCCGCCACGGCAGCUUCCGCGUCGCCGUCUCCGGCGGCUCCCUGCCCACCGUGCUCGCCCGCGCCCUUCUAGCCCCCAGCAACGGCACCCCCGAAGACACCCCCCAGUUCUCCAAGUGGCACAUCUUCUUCGCGGACGAGCGCGCCGUGCCCCUCGACCACGUCGACAGCAACUACCGCCUGCUGCAGGAGGAGCUGCUCAGCAAGAUCCCUGCGGAGCUCGGAGCUCCGACCGUGUACCCCAUCGAUGCCGAGGCCGUCAAGAAAGAUGAUACCCAGGAGCUGGCGGAUCUGUACCAGGAGGACUUGAUGCGCGUGUUCGCCGCCAAGGAUAGCGUCAAGACGCCUAUCUUUGACUUGAUUCUUUUGGGCUGUGGACCGGACGGUCAUACGUGCAGUUUGUUCCCUGGUCACGACCUGCUGCGGGAGAAGGAUGCUUGGGUCGCUCCGGAGACAAACUCGCCCAAGCCUCCCCCUAAGCGUAUUACCCUUACUCUCCCCGUUGUCACUGCUGCUAUUCACAUCGCUUUUGUGGCUACUGGUGCUGGAAAGAAGGAUAUCAUGAAGGAGAUCUUCGAUACCGAGGCUGGUCGCAGUCUUCCUUCCGCUUUGGUUAACCAAGGUGGCGGUGAGAAGGUGAGCUGGUUCACCGAUCACCCUGCCAUUGAUGGUGUUGCCUAUCCCCGUCGUGGCAACCUGUGA